UCAUGUUUAUCCACAAUUUCCUGUCUUAAUCUAUAACAGUUAGUAAUUUAUGUAAACUAUCGACUGCCAUUUGGAUUACGAGUGUGUCGAGCUCAAGUUCCAUGUGCUGAAACUAUGUCAUUACGGCGAGCCAUCACCGGUUUGUUGAUUAUCAAAUUUGCAAGUCAAGUCUGGUCCCAUGUGGAGGUGGAAUUGGAAGAUUAUUUUUUCCCUCUAGAACCGGUGAUAAACUUCUGCAAACUAGGAGACGAAUGCCAGCAUGACUUCGUGCCUGUGUGUGCGCAGGACUCGCUCGGCAUCACGCGCAUGUUCAACGACGUCUGCGACAGCUACGAGUACAACUGCGACGAAAAUAAACAAUACCGUCACGUCCAUAUGAAAAUGUGUAAAUAUGAAUUCGUACCGGCUCCGUAUGAAUGGGGCAACCUGGGAAAAAAGAAAUAAGGCGUGGAAUUAAUAAAUUGAACCAGUGCGAAAUAACACUGUUGAUAAAUAUAAUACCAAAAAUUAUAACCUGCAACCUCUUUUAAUUAUUUUGUAAUUUAACAACAAUAUUUUUUAUCAACCUUCGAUAAAUCAACCAAAACCUGCGAAAUGGUCAGUGGUAGUAUCACCAUUUUUUACAACAUUGGUCUAAUUUUCAUAAGCUGCCAUAUCUUAAGCCCACAUUAAACAUGUCGAAUUGAGCGUCAAAUUGUAGCAAUAAAAUUAUCUUAAAAAGUCUGUCUCUUAUCUUCUACAACUAAAUGCUUUAGUUAAUUUAUUUGUAACAUCGCAGUACAUGUAUCUUCGUAAGAAAGCUUUGUAGCGAUUAUAUUACACCUCAGCAAUGUUCAAUUUAAUAAUUACCACUGCUAGUAUUUCCAGACCAUGUUGAAGGGAGCCAACAAAGGAAGGGGGGAUUAAUUAAAAUGUAUUUUUGUUUUUCCUUUCACAAAUAAAUUCUAUGACAUGUAUGUUCUACA
This is a messenger RNA of Cydia splendana, 965 nucleotides long. RefSeq lists its product as uncharacterized. The transcript is spliced from 4 exons. Bases 115 to 444 code for a protein of 109 amino acids. Lineage: Eukaryota; Metazoa; Arthropoda; Insecta; Lepidoptera; Tortricidae. The record is from RefSeq and is a predicted model, not a curated record.